Plutella xylostella (diamondback moth) is the source of this 1393-nucleotide messenger RNA. RefSeq names its product 28S rRNA (uridine-N(3))-methyltransferase. NCBI's taxonomy places the organism in Eukaryota, Metazoa, Arthropoda, Insecta, Lepidoptera, Plutellidae. The record is from RefSeq and is a predicted model, not a curated record.
UUGUAGUUUGUUGUACUAUUAUUUUGAGGUUAUAAAGUAACCUGUAGUAAAUAAAAUUGAAAUUAUUAAUAUUACUGUCGACUUAAUUGUUGUAUUAUAACGUUAUUAAUUUGAUCCGUGUAUAACAUUUCCAUAGAAGUAAUCAAAACUGCAAUGUCCCAACCGGCGAUACCCGUAAAGCCAGCUGGUAAAACUUGGCGAGAUAUAAAUCAAGAACGAAAAGCUUUGAAACGAAAAAGAAAUGAAGAAAAGAUUAUCAAACGCGUUAAAAGAGAAGCUCAAGAAAAGGAACUGGAGGAGAAAGUGAAAGAGGAAGUCAAUAGAGAGAAGAAGUAUUCUGAAAUAUCAACAGUUAGUAUAGCAGUGCCUGGUUCUAUACUCGAGAAUGCACAGUCAGCUGAGCUCAGAACCUACCUGGCAGGUCAGAUAGCUCGGGCGGCUUGCGUCUUCUGUGUGGAUGAGGUUAUUGUUUACGAUGAUAUCGGAGAUAAGAUAGACACAAAGAAGUCAAAAUUAGAUGAUGCUGAUGGUGUCAAAGUAGCUCGAAAAUCUUGUGUGCAGCUGGCCAGAAUUCUGCAAUAUCUGGAGUGCCCUCAAUAUUUGAGAAAACAUUUUUUCCCGUUGCACAAAGACUUAGAAUUUGCUGGUUUAUUGAACCCUUUGGAUGCUCCUCAUCAUUUGAGAACUUCAAAUGAUUUCAGAUUCAGAGAAGGAAUUACAAUGAACAAGAAAGUGAAACCAGGCAGAGGGUCCCAGGUGAAUGUGGGUCUACUGCAAGAUGUGUCGACUGAUAAACUACUCAACCCCGGCAUUCGAGUAACCGUCAAACUGUUCCCAGUUGCUGAGGGCAGUAAGAAGUUAAAGGGGAAAAUAGUCAGUCUGGCCACACCCAGGGCUGAGACUGGGGUGUACUGGGGCUAUACUGUAAGAAUAGCUAACAGUCUUGGCCAGAUCUUCUCCCAAUGCCCAUACAAAAAUGGAUAUGAUUUGACUAUUGGGACAUCAGACAGAGGAAAAUCCAUUGAUGAAUUACCUAACCAAGGCUUGAAAUACAACCAUACCCUCAUAGUGUUUGGAGGGCUGCAUGGUAUAGAGACAGCCCUGGAGUGUGAUGAGCAAUUGAAAGUGGAUGAGGCAAGUUUACUCUUUGACCAGUAUGUGAACGUCCUGCCCAAUCAAGGAUCCAGAACAAUCCGGACUGAGGAAGCUAUUCUUGUAGCUUUGUCUGGUCUUAGACCUAAGCUAAAAGCCAACAAUGAACCCAUGGUGUUCCAGGAAAGUGCUUCUCUGCCGAGCAGCUCAAUAUUCAAAGCAAAAGCUGAAAGUCAAAAAGUGACAAGUGAUGGAGUAGAUUUAAGCAGAUUUGAUUAAAAUAUACAUUAGUUUAAGAAUA